AUGCGCUUGGCCAACAUUAUUCUGUGUGUGUCCUGCCUGAUUGCGGUGGCACAGAGUCACAGUUUGCCGCCAGCGGUGCAGUUGGGUGGUGCAAUUGUUGCCGCCGUUGAACAAGAUGCCGAACAGGAGGCAGUUGCUGAAGCAGCAGCAGCAGAAACAGCUGAGCAGCGGUGGCUUCAGCUGGCAGAGCAGAAGCUGCGAAUGCUCUUCAGUGAUGAGCUGAGCGCUGGUCAAGUGACUGAGGUCCUCGAAAACUGGACAGCCGAAGCUCGGGGCAAGCAUCGCAAACACAAGAAGAUGCUCAAGAUGCUUUAUCCACUGCUGGGCGCUGCGGUGCUGGCCAAGUUGGUGUUGCUGCCCUUGAUCUUGAAAUGGCUAACGGCGCUCUCGGCCUCAUCAUUUGUCAUGGGCAAAAUUGCGCUUGCCGCUGCUGGUCUUUUGGCCUUGAAGUCCAUGAUGACGCACGAUCGACUGGAGAUCGUGCAUGCCACAUCAUACGCACCAGCACUGAAGAGCUAUCAUGCAGAUCUAUCAUCGGCUGGCAGCAGUUGGAUGCCAAUCAAGCAGCAUUAUAUACCACUGAACGUGGCCAAGGAUGGAAAGAAUUUGUAUAAGCCAUUUCUAUAAGCGAUCGAAUUUGUCUGUUAAUGUUUAAUAUGCAGUGUUAGUUGUUAGCCAAUAGGCCCAAAUAAAACCACAUA
Molecule: messenger RNA, 701 nt
Organism: Drosophila grimshawi
Lineage: Eukaryota; Metazoa; Arthropoda; Insecta; Diptera; Drosophilidae
Exons: 2
Coding region: 1-627 (208 amino acids)
Source: RefSeq, a predicted model, not a curated record